Messenger RNA from Coffea arabica (coffee), 999 nucleotides. NCBI's taxonomy places the organism in Eukaryota, Viridiplantae, Streptophyta, Magnoliopsida, Gentianales, Rubiaceae. The record is from RefSeq and is a predicted model, not a curated record.
AUGAUUUUUCUGGUGACUCGCUGCAAACAUUUAAGAAGGUUGUGGUUAGAUGAGAAUCCUCUGAAUGGCUUACUCCCAAAGUCUAUUGGAAAUCUUUCCAGCUCACUCGAAUCCAUUUCUGCCACUCGUUGUGGAAUCAUAAGUGAAAUUCCAAGUUCGAUUGGUAAUUUGAGCAACUUAAUAGUGCUGAGCUUUGCAUUCAAUAGUUUGACAGGAGUAAUUCCAACUACAAUCAAAUGGUUGUUGAAGCUUCAGAUGAUAGAUCUAAAUGACAAUCAGAUACAAGGAGCAAGCUUUUGGAUCCUAAGAGAUAUUUUGGAGCUGGACAUGUCAGCAAAUUAUUUGACUGGCACUUUGCCCACUGAAAUUGGAAGCUUCAAGGCAUUAAUCACAUUGAACUUUUCAAAUAAUCAAUACUUGGGUGAGAUACCUAGCACCAUUGGGGCACUACAGGGUUUUCAAGAACUCUCCUUGGAGCACAAGAAGUUACAAGGAUCGAUACCAAAUUCCAUGAAGAAUAUGCUGCAGUUACGGCAUUUGGAUCUAUCUUUUAACAAUCUGGAAGGUGAAAUUCCCAGCUCACUACAGAUUAAGAGGACCAAUUCCUCAUGGAGGGCCAUUCACAAAUUUCACGAACCUAUGCUUCUCUCAAAUGAAGCAUUGUGUGGCGCUCCUUGGCUCCAACCUUGUACAAGUACAUUUCAACAUGAGUCAAGGACAAAAAGGAUAGUCAUGAUUGUUCUGUUGGCAUCAGGUUCUGUCAUAUUAGCCAUGGUGAUUUCAAUUUUUUUGAUGCGGUUAAAGUUAAGAAAGAAAAAUCUAGCUCCGACUCAGAACUUGCUUCCCAUGGCGACAUUUGAAAGGGCAUCCUUCCAUGAACUUAGACAAAUAACAAAUGGAUUCAGCGAGAGUAACUUACUUGGCUCGGGGAGCUUUGGUUCAGUUUACAAAGGAAUUCGUGAAAAUGGGAUGGUUUGGGCCAUAAAAGUAUUCGAUUAG